CUCAUCCACAAAACAUUAACAUAAAAGUCAACCUACUUUAGUUCAACACUUCACCAAAUAGCAAAGAAUAAUAACAAAACCACAGAGAAACAAACCCCUCAAUCCGAGAGAGAAAAAUGGCUUCAACAUUCACAAACUCAAGCAGUGUGUUCUGCCCAACAACAUUCCUUGGCCAGACUAAAAGCUCCAGCUUUAACCCUCUUCGUGAUGUUGUCUCUCUCGGCUCUCCCAAAUACAUUAUGGGAAAUGAUCUUUGGUAUGGACCAGACAGAGUGAAGUACUUAGGACCCUUUUCAGUCCAAACUCCGUCUUACCUCACCGGAGAGUUUCCCGGAGACUAUGGUUGGGACACUGCCGGUUUAUCCGCAGACCCUGAAGCCUUUGCCAAAAACAGAGCUCUUGAGGCUAUUGUAACCGGGAAAGGUCCUUUGGAGAAUCUCCUUGACCAUCUUGAUAAUCUUGUUGCUAACAUUAAUGCAUGGGCUUUUACAACAAAGUUUGUACCUGGAGCUUGAUUUGAUGUGAUCCUUUGAAAUGAUAUAAACAUAAUCUUUCUUGUGCC
This is a messenger RNA of Brassica napus (rape), 562 nucleotides long. RefSeq names its product chlorophyll a-b binding protein 3, chloroplastic-like. Bases 117 to 515 code for a protein of 132 amino acids. NCBI's taxonomy places the organism in Eukaryota, Viridiplantae, Streptophyta, Magnoliopsida, Brassicales, Brassicaceae. The transcript is spliced from 3 exons. Gene Ontology annotation, biological process: response to light stimulus; photosynthesis, light harvesting in photosystem I. The record is from RefSeq and is a predicted model, not a curated record. Gene Ontology annotation, cellular component: chloroplast thylakoid membrane; plastoglobule; chloroplast envelope.